This is a messenger RNA of Protopterus annectens (West African lungfish), 1478 nucleotides long. Its product is annotated as zinc-binding protein A33-like. NCBI's taxonomy places the organism in Eukaryota, Metazoa, Chordata, Ceratodontiformes, Protopteridae. The transcript has 4 exons. Gene Ontology annotation, molecular function: protein binding. The record is from RefSeq and is a predicted model, not a curated record. The coding region runs from base 112 to 1020 and encodes 302 amino acids.
UUUGCAGUACCAGAUCACUGCAGAGAUUGCCAAACUGCAUCAGUUUCUACAUGAAAAAGAACAGCAGUUGAUCCAACAGCUUAGUGAGGAAGCAGAAGACGUUCUAAAAAGAUGGAAGAAAACCUGAAGAAUAUUCAGCAGGAGAGUGACAGUACCCAGUCUGUGAUCAAUGACAUUGAAACUAAACUGAAGCAACAAGACCCUAUAUCUUUGCUGAUGGAACUCAAAAGUCUUUCACAAAAGGCAGACAGCAAAAUUGAAACAGAGGUACAAUGCAAGCCAUUGGUGAACACGCAAGAUCAUGGUGAUAGCAUGAUAAGAGACCUUCUGCAAUAUAAUGUGUGGACAGAAAUGAAGACUGUCCUUAGCCCAGCGCUUCCCUUCCUGACACUGGAUUCAAACACAGCACAUCACAGCCUCAUUUUGUGUGAGAACCUAACCAGCAUGCAAAUUAGUGACUCAAAACAAGCCGUCCCUGACAACCCAGCAAGGUUCAGACGUCGUGUUGCAGUCCUUGGAGCUCAAGGAUUUGAGUCAGGAAAGCACUACUGGGAAGUGAAACUGGGACUGAAUAAGAAAGACUGGGAUGUGGGUAUUGCUACCAAGUCUAUUAACCGGAAAGAACAGACUUCAACAUCUCCAUGGACUGGCUAUUGGGCUCUGGGCCUUAGAAAUGGCAGUGGAUAUCAAGCCCUAGAACCAACACCAAAAGAACUAUGCCUUAGUGAGUGCCUGCAGAAGCUAGGGGUAUACCUGGACUAUGAAGGAGGAAGGGUGUCAUUUUAUAAUGCUGAUAACCUGUCUCAUAUCUACACAUUUACUACCACAUUCACAGAGAAAGUCUACCCCUAUUUCUGCCUUCAGAACGAGGAGAGAGGAAGCCACACUGAGCCAGGGAAGUCAUUCCAUCAGAAACUGAAAUAUACUUUCAAGUCAAAACACAAAAUGAAGCAAAAGAUUAACCAUCCUACUCCAGUGCUAAAAACCUCCAGGCUUAUGAACACCAUUUUCUUUCUUUGACAGAAGCUGGAUAAAGGAAAAAUGAAAAUUACAUUAUAAGGCAAAUGUCCAGCAGAACUAAGUUUUAAACAUAUAAACGUACAAAAAAGCCAUAUCUUAAUAUCUGUCAUUAAUGGCUAAUUCAUUUAAUUUUCAGGAAAAACUGAUGCUGGUUCAGCUCAAGUUACCAGUUCCUUUCUUUUCUGAUGUAUAACAAAUUAUUUGGGCAUUUUAUACUGAUGCACAGAAGUCAAGAGCAGUUCCAGGGCUACAUAACUUUGACAUGCAGAAUAUGUGUACUGAGGAAAUGCAGAGUGAUAAAGGCAUAAAUGAUAUUGUGCAAUCUGCAAAUUUUUGCAUUGUAUUAAAAUAUAUGUGGCUCUUAUGUAAGUGCUUCACAGUAAUACAUGGAAAAUACAGUUCUGCAGAAAUGUGAGUUUCACUGUAAAGGACAGUAAUUUUAUGGUUUUCAUUUUUAU